This is a messenger RNA of Pseudomyrmex gracilis, 2025 nucleotides long. Its product is annotated as facilitated trehalose transporter Tret1-like. The record is from RefSeq and is a predicted model, not a curated record. Gene Ontology annotation, cellular component: membrane. Lineage: Eukaryota; Metazoa; Arthropoda; Insecta; Hymenoptera; Formicidae. Gene Ontology annotation, biological process: transmembrane transport. Gene Ontology annotation, molecular function: transmembrane transporter activity. The coding region runs from base 217 to 1569 and encodes 450 amino acids. The transcript is spliced from 4 exons.
CGUGCGCGUGUGUAUAUUAUGUGUGUAUAAAAAUUAUGUAAAAAUUCUUUUAACUCACGCGUCAUUUAAGUAAACAUCACAUAUAAAAUUGUAAAUCAAUUUAAAUAAAACUGAUAAGAUGACAUUAUCUAAAACACAUCUAAACAGAUUCCAUUAUCAUCUUCGCACUUUGAAAUCAUUUAAUGUUUACACACGGGAUUGAUUGUGUUGAAAAAGAUGAAGAAGGUAUAUCUCGCUGCUGUGGCAGGAAAUCUUGGUAUGCUCUCAAUCGGCCAAUUUUUCGGCUGGGCAUCGCCUUCCUUACCUGUCUUGAUACAAAAUAAGGAUGCUACGUAUCCCGUGCAUUUGACUUCUGACGAAGGUUCUUGGGUCGCAGCUUUACUUAUGCUCGGUGCGACUAUAGGUGCCAUUACAUUUGCCUUUAUUGUAAAUACUAUCGGCAGAAAAAACACCAUGUUACUUGCAGCUGUGCCAUCAAUAAUUAGCUGGUUGAUGAUAGCUUUUGCAACAUUGCCGUGGGAGUUAUACAUAUCGAGAUUCAUAUCCGGAUUUGCUGCAGGCAUCGCUUAUUCCGCCACGCCGAUGUAUCUGGGUGAAAUUUCACCGCCGAAAACCCGUGGUAUCUUAAUAUCUAUGCUGACAGUUGCUACAAAACUGGGCGCUACCUUUGAAUAUAUGAUAGGCCCGUUUCUAUCCGUGAAAACUCUUGCCCUCAUAUCUCUAGCAGCUCCGUGUCUGUUUGGAGUUGUUUUCAUAUGGGUACCGGAAUCCCCGUAUCAGUUGAUGCGACGUAAUGGUAAGCAGAAAGCGAUACAAUCUCUUGUUCAAUUGAGAGGUGAGAAAGAUGUUUACAAGGAAGCGGAUGAUAUCGAGCAGUUUGUGAAAGUAGAUUUAGCUAAUGAAGCUGGUUUUCGAGAACUUUUACUUGUGCCGGGUAAUCGCAGAGCGCUGAUAACUUUGAUAUGCAUGGGCAUAUUUCAACAAAUGAGCGGUAGUCAAGCCGUGUUGCAAUACGCUGAAAUUAUAUUUGACGAGGCAAACGGCAGUCUGGAAGGUAAAUAUUUAACGAUGAUAUUGGGAGUCGUGCAAGUAGUCUGUACGAUAAUCUGCAUGUUUGUUACCGAUUACUGCGGCAGAAAAUUGUUGCUGAUAGUUUCUUCCAUUGGUGCCUCUUGCUCGACCGCCAUAGUUGCGACGUAUUUUACUUUGCAACAUCAUAUGGAUAUUAGCAAAAUCGCGUGGCUACCUGCCAUCGGUGUACUCAUGUACAUAGUCAUGUAUUGCCUGGGUCUGGCCUCGCUAGUGUUCACCAUGGGCGGUGAACUGUUUCCUACAAACGUGAAAGCCUUAGGUUUGAUGAUGCCAAUAGUAAUGGGCAAUAUUAUUGCCUUUAUCGUGACAAAAUCGUACGCGGUUAUAGCCGCAAACAUCGGCGUACACGUGCCGUUUUGGAUAUUUUCCGCGUCCAGUUUCGUCUCCGCAUUAUUUACGUUUUUUUACGUACCGGAGACUAAAGGAAAGACGCUGGAGCAAAUACAGGAGAAAUUGCACAUGCCGCCUAAGCAAUAGGAGAGUAUGUAAAGAAAGAACAUUUUCAUUUUCACAUGCGGAUCUUGAAGUGAUAAUUAUAUGCGACUUACAAGUACAAUUUACAUUCUUGAAAUCGGAACAGAUUAGAUUCAGAAAAUUAUUUAAAAAUUCCGCAAUUCUAUGUAAAAUUGUAAGACUCGCUUGCUCUCGUAAGACUUGCAAUAACUCAACUGCAAUUCUGUGCGUACUUUUGUUUUACGAUCACGCGUAAAUACCUUGCGAUUUUUUGUAAAUUUCACGGUUAACAAAAAGUUCAUCAUUCAAUUAGUAGAUUAUAGAUAUACAACAAAGACGCUGAUGUAAUAUUACAAUGUACGGAAAAUUGUAAUUCCUUACGAUUGUCUCGCCGUGCAAAAUAAUUUUACAAUUUUACGAUUUAUUCAUACAUUUGCUUAGAAUUGCAGUUUUUUUAAUGUUUAUAAGAUGUUCUCAUCU